AUGUCGUAUAAUAAAAAAAGUAUUUUUGCUUGUACUCCAGCUACUUCUCGUGGUCAAGCUGUUCAACUUGGCGUUGACCCAAAAGGAGAAAAUUUUCUUUACACGAAUGGUAAAACUGUUUUCAUUAGAAAUUUAACUAAUCCAGCAAUUGCAAAAGAGUAUACUGGACAUUCAACAAAUACCACUGUUGCACGAUACUCUCCCAGUGGUUAUUACGUUGCAUCUGGAGAUAACUAUGGAAAUGUUCGAAUUUGGGAUGCAAUUCAAGACGAAAAUAUAUUGAAAAAUGAAGUUAAAGUCAUUAAUGGUAGGAUUAAUGACCUUAGUUGGGAUUUCGAGAGUAAAAGAAUAAUUGCUGUCGGUAAUGGUAAAGAAAGAUAUGGGCAUGCAUUUUUGUUUGAUACUGGAUCAUCUUCUGGAGAGAUCAUCGGACAUUCUAAAGUGAUUAAUAGUGUUAGUAUUCGACAGAAACGACCAAUGCGAGCUGCCACAGCUUCUGAUGAUUUUACUGUUGUAUUCUUUCAUGGACCACCUUUUAAACAAAAAUUGACAAUAAAAGAUCAUACAGCAUUUGUCCAAGGAGUAGAGUUUUCACCUGAUGGUAGCAACCUCGUAACCGUUGGUUCAGACAAAAAAGUAUUUUUAUAUGAUGGAGAUACAGGUGAAAAACGUAUUGAUCUUUCUGAAGUUGUUGGAGAAGAGUCUCAUAAAGGUGGUAUUUUUGCUGUAUCAUGGUCUCCUGAUAGCAAACAAUUGCUCACAUCAUCAGGAGAUAAAACAGUGAAAAUUUGGGAUGUUGAAGCUCAGAAAGUAGUUCGGACAUACGAGUUUCCGGAUGUUGUUGAUAAUCAACAAAUUGGAAAUUUAUGGGCCGGAAAAUUUCUUGUCAGUCUUUCAUUAUCCGGCGACAUUAAUUACUUGGAUCCGAAUUCUAAUUCUACUUCAAGAGUAGUCAAAAGAUUUGUUAGAAUUGUUAUCAAAACGUUACUUAACUCUUUCAAACAUGCUUGGAGUGGAGAAGAGGGUAGUGCUAUUUCAAUUAGCGGAGAAGGUCAUACAAAUCAAAUUAAUCAAAUUGCUCCUCUGGAUGGUAAAUUAUUUUCGAUUGGUAUGGAUGAUACUCUCCGGACUAUUAAUGUUGAAGCCAGGACAUUCAGUGAACCGGUAGUUAAAACCAAUGCGAUGCCAAAGGGAAUUGCCAUUAAAGAUAACAAAAUUAUCGUAUCCACUACAAAAUCCAUUGACAUUAUAAAGAAUAAUGAUACCAUAUUUUCACUGGAUAUUUCAUAUAUUCCUACAGUUAUGGGAAUUACUACAGAUGGUUCUUUAGUCGCCGUUGGCAGUGAAGAAUCAAAAGUGACAAUUUAUAAAUCGAAUGGUGAGAAGCUUGAGGAGGAGAAAGUGAUUGUGAAUAGAAACGCCAUAUCGACACUGGCAUUUUCUCCAGACGGAACUUUGUUGGCUGUCGGUGAUGCGCAAGGAAAGAUUAUGGUAUAUGAUACGAAUAGUUACGAGGCCAAGAUUAAACAAUGGGUGUUCCAUUCGGCAAAGGUUAAUUGUAUUGCGUGGUCACCAGAUGGUCUUCAUGCGGCCAGUGGGUCAUUAGACACUUAUAUUUAUAUAUGGAGUGUAGAAAAACCAAUGAAGAAUAUUGCUAUUAAAGGUGCGCAUCAGGUGGCUGUGACCGGUGUAACAUUUUUGGAUAAUGAAACUAUAUCUUCGGAUUCGGUCACCAAUAAGUCUGGUUUCGCAACUUAUAAAAUUGGCGAAAACAUUUACAACAUCGUUGACACCCCAGGGUUUUUUGAUACCAGCAGACCCAAUGAAGAAAUUAUAGAAGAAAUCGUGCGAACCGUAAAGAAAUGUAUUUACGGGAUUAAGGCCAUAUUAUUCUUAUUUGGUAAUGCCAUAAGGGUAACGGAUGUGGAAAGGAACUUGAUGAACGGAACAUUGACGCUUUUCGGGGAGGAGUCUCUCCUACACAUGAUCACUGUCUUUUCGCGUCGUGAUAAGGACCAGACAGAAAAUCCUGAAAAUUUUGAAAAGUCUUGGAAUGAUGAUGUUCGUCGUUUCGUCAAUUCCAUGGGCUAUCGGUGGGCCAUUUCUCCUAGUCCCGACAUAUUUGGACCCCGUACUCAGAUGCAUAAACAACAUCUAGAGAAAUUAGAAAAACUUAUUGUUUCCCUUAAUGGAGAAUAUACAAAUGAAAUGCUCGAAGAAUUACGGAAAAAGCAGGAAGACUCUGAGCGAACUGCAAGGGAAACUGAAGAGCGAAUUGCAAGGGAAGCUAAAGAGCGAAUUGCGAGGGAAGUAGAAGAGCGAAUUGCAAGGGAAGUUAAAUUUGCAAGGGAAGUUGAAAAGCAAAUUGCAAGGGAAACGGAAGAACGAAUUGCAAGGGAAAAUAAAGAGCGAAUUGCAAGGGAAAAUAAAGAGCGAAUUGCAAGGGAAAAUAAAGAGCGAAUUGCAAAGGAAGCCAAAGAAAAAGCAAGUAAAGAAAUGGAUGAACUAAAAAAAUUAGUUGAAACCCUUACAAAUAAACUUGCCUCAGGAGGGUCCUCAGGAGGGUCCUCAAGUGAGUCCUCAGGAGGGUGUUUCUCUCUUGAAACGCGAGUAAAACUCGAAUCAGGAAAGGUCAUUUAUAUGUCAGAACUUCAAGUGGGAGAUCGAGUAUUGUCAAACAUUAGAAAUAACGUUGAAGAGUUUUCAGAUGUUUACCUUAUUGCCCACCUUGGUAAACUCGAUCAUGUAGAGAAAUUUACCAAAGUCAGCUUCACCAAACCAGACGGGUCUAAAGGUCAAUUACGACUGACAACCACUCAUUAUGUUUUCAAGGAAGAUUUGUCGAUCGUUUUUGCCAAAAACUUACGUCCAGGAGAAUCCAAAAUUUUAGUAUCGGAUGAAAAUAAUAAGCUAGUUCCAGUCUUUGUAGAUAAUAUAACAAACGAAUGGCAUGAUGAAUACGUAAGCUUUUACACGCGGGCCGGCUCGGUUGUUGCUGACGGUGUAUUAAGUUCCUGCUAUGACGAUUGCCCGCCAUAUCAAAUGCUUAUGGAUCUUGUUUUUUUGCCAAUUCGUUGGUGGACUCACAUAAUACCAAGCACGCAUCGUGAAGGAAGGCUUCAUCCGUAUGUGCAAUUCUUGGAAACGACAUAUUUUUCUCUUAUCAAUGUUAUGCCCAAAGGGUUAAUUACUAUGCAUUUGUAA
Molecule: messenger RNA, 3204 nt
Organism: Funneliformis geosporum
Lineage: Eukaryota; Fungi; Glomeromycota; Glomeromycetes; Glomerales; Glomeraceae
Source: the annotation of a GenBank genome assembly